CAACAGAAUCUACCACAUAAACACAGAGUUUUCCACCAGGCUUCACACAGAGGUGAGAACCAUGCAGUCCACCCUCCAGUGUCUGACCUUGUUUGCCAUCCUGGCAGUUGCUGUUUGUUAUGACUCUGCUGAGAGUAACGAGUCAUAUGAAGAUCUGUUCCUGAGGCCCAACAGAGCAAAUACAUUCAUUGGUGCUGCAAAUCGCAACUACUACAGAAGGUUUAAGUCUCCAGCAGAACAGCGCUCUGAGAUUUGUGAGAGUUACAACCCAUGUCGAGUGAUGGCGUAUCGCUACGGUUCCCAGAGGGCGUAUAACACCUACUUCGGAAAUCCUCUAUUCAACAACCGCCACCGCUACUAAGAUUGAGACGAACACACACUGUGGACGUAUCGAACACAGACUGAUCUUAUAUUUCAUAUUCUUAUAAUCUCAACCAUGUUAUAUUCAUCUAUAUUACACACACUCAUUGUUUUUAUUUGUAUUUUUCUGAUGGACAAUGGUAAUGGAUUCAAAUAAAUAAACUAGAUCAACUAAAUCAAACCACGUGUGGAUGAAAAUAGAUCAAGUCAGACUAGAUUUAACUAGAUUGGUGUAAAAAAAGAGAUCAGAUUAAAACAGAUUAGAUGACAGCAUUAGAUCAGAUUAAAUCAGAUGUAUUGAAGAUUCUACACGUCUGGGUUUGAUCAGAUGAGAUCAGAAAUGUUGGAUGUAAUGAGACUUACAGCAUAUCAUACCUUAUUAUACUACACAAACAUUCUUAUCACAUUAUUACAUCAUAGUUUACUC
Molecule: messenger RNA, 787 nt
Organism: Trichomycterus rosablanca
Lineage: Eukaryota; Metazoa; Chordata; Actinopteri; Siluriformes; Trichomycteridae
Gene: mgp
Product: matrix Gla protein
Exons: 5
Coding region: 62-361 (99 amino acids)
Cellular component (GO): extracellular region
Molecular function (GO): calcium ion binding
Source: RefSeq, a predicted model, not a curated record